CCUCCACCAUCGUGUUCAUUCAUGCAUUUCGUCCUCCUUAGUCUGCCUUUUCAGCAAGCUUAAAGCGGUCUGAUCACACGUUCCCUGAUUACUCAUUUCUCUUCUCCUAAAAGUUUGGUGAUUCUAGCUUUCUAUAAUUUUGCCUUUUAAUAUCUGGGUACUUGAGAUCUUUACCUCUUUUGCGGUCUUGGCUUUUCAAGUUUUGUAGUUUUAAAUCCCCGGCUUCGGUCUUUCUAGUCUUCUUUUUACAUAUCGAUCGAUAUCUUUCUGUUGUCUGUCAUCAAGGUUCCCGUCUUUCUGGGAUUUGGUCUCGGGGCUGCAUCUUUUAGCUUUACGGUUUGAUUCUAUCGUCUAGAUCAAGUGCGUUACGGCCUUGUAGAGUUAAAAGUAGCAGUAAAGCUACUGCAAUGGAUUCUUGUUGUGCGACCUUGAAGGCCAAUGCCCAUCCGGUACAAGUUAGGAAAGGGCUUAUUACGAAUGGAGAUAAUGGAUUUUGGGGAGAGUGUCUCAGGGGGAGCCUGAACAACGGGACCAUGGGUACCAAGUUGACCAAGUCUUUGAGAACCGAAAAUGGAGGUAGAAAGAUCAAAACUGGUGUUGCUUACUCUGUUUUCACAGAUGUCAACAAGGAGGUCGCGACUCAGACCUUCCAAGCACCGCUACUUGGUAAGCAGAUAGCAGACCCAAAGAACGUCGCAUCGAUCAUAUUGGGUGGAGGUGCUGGCACUCGCCUCUUUCCGUUGACCAGCAGAAGAGCAAAACCCGCUGUUCCUAUUGGGGGGUGCUAUAGACUUAUUGAUGUCCCAAUGAGCAACUGCAUUAAUAGUGGCAUAAAUAAGAUAUUCAUCAUGACCCAAUUCAACUCUGCUUCUCUCAACCGGCACCUUGCUCGCACAUAUAAUUUUGGAAACGGUGUGAACUUUGGAGAUGGUUUUGUAGAGGUUCUAGCAGCCACUCAAACACCAGAAACAGGAACAAGGUGGUUCCAAGGAACAGCUGAUGCCGUGAGGCAAUUCAUAUGGGUAUUUGAGGAUGCCAAGAACAAGCAUGUUGAAAAUAUAUUGAUCUUAUCUGGUGAUCAUCUUUAUCGGAUGGAAUACAUGGACUUUGUGCAGAAGCAUGUGGACACAAAUGCUGAUAUUACAGUUUCAUGUGUACCAAUGGAUGAUAGCCGUGCAUCAGAUUAUGGAUUGAUGAAGAUCGAUAACACAGGCCGCAUCAUUCAGUUUUUGGAGAAACCAAAGGGUGCUGACCUUAAAGCAAUGCAAGUUAAUACCACUCUUCUUGGGUUGUCUCAACAAGAAGCCAUGAAAUAUCCUUACAUUGCAUCCAUGGGAGUUUAUGUGUUCAGAACAGAAGUUCUAUUAAAGCUUCUGAGGUGGAGGUAUCCUACAUGCAAUGAUUUUGGAUCUGAGAUCAUUCCGGCAGCUGUGAAGGAACACAAUGUCCAGGCAUAUCUAUUCAAUGAUUACUGGGAAGACAUUGGAACAAUUAAAUCUUUCUUUGAUGCUAAUUUGGCCCUUACCGAACAGCCACCAAACUUCGAGUUCUAUGAUCCAAAAACACCUUUCUUCACAUCUCCUCGAUUCUUGCCACCUACCAAAGUCGACAAGUGCCGGAUUGUGAAUGCAAUAAUUUCACAUGGGUGCUUCUUGCGGGAAUGUAGCGUUCAACACUCUAUAGUGGGUGUUCGAUCACGUUUGGAGUACGGGUGUGAGCUUAAGGAUACUAUGAUGAUGGGCGCAGACUAUUACCAUACUGAAUCUGAAAUCGCGUCCCUGCUGGCAGAGGGGAAAGUUCCAAUUGGUGUUGGACAGAACACUAAAAUAAGGAACUGCAUAAUUGACAAGAAUGCAAAGAUAGGAAGAGAUGUGAUUAUUGCGAAUAAGGAUGGUGUUCAAGAAGCAGACAGACCAGAUGAUGGAUUCUACAUUAGGUCCGGGAUCAUUGUUAUACUGAAGAACGCAACAAUUAAAGAUGGUACCGUCAUAUAGAGUCUUAAAUACAUCCAUGGGACAAAUAUGAGCUUUGGGAUGAAGGAGCUAAUGUGUUGCAUUUGGCCACGGGUAAAUUAGGAAUGCCUUUUUGUAGAAGAGCUUAAUAGAGUUUACUUGAUGAGGUAUGUUCCUAAAUAAAUCAAAAAAGCUCUGUAGUCGCUUUGUUUGUACAGGAGUCUGUUGAGUUGUACAGAGCUGAAGCAUUUACCUUUUAGAUCAAGUGACAAAGUAAUAAUGGAUCUUUUGAUAAUAUGCUAGCUCCAUAUUAAUUCACAUUGAAUGAAAAGCGAAUCAAAUGAAUGCC
This is a messenger RNA of Nelumbo nucifera (sacred lotus), 2301 nucleotides long. RefSeq names its product glucose-1-phosphate adenylyltransferase large subunit 1-like (gene AGPL1). The record is from RefSeq and is marked provisional. Gene Ontology annotation, molecular function: glucose-1-phosphate adenylyltransferase activity. Gene Ontology annotation, biological process: glycogen biosynthetic process. NCBI's taxonomy places the organism in Eukaryota, Viridiplantae, Streptophyta, Magnoliopsida, Proteales, Nelumbonaceae.